CUUAGAGGAAAGAGGAAAAUAAGGACCAGGGACGUCUCCUUUCUAAUCUGAAGUGGAGGUUUUUGGCGGGAGACCGGCGGUAUCAUCCAUGUCUUCCUCCCACAUCAAUGGAAACUACAUUGAAGGGAGUGAUACAGGCUUCCAGGUUCCAGCGAAGAUGAUGAUACAAGAUAUCACUAUGGAGCUUCAUUGCUCACUGUGUAAAGAAUGGUACCGUGACCCACUGAUGCUAAGCUGUGGCCACAACUUCUGUCAAGCCUGUAUCAAAGAGUUCUGGAAGUUGCAAACUAGAGAAACAUUCUGCCCUCAGUGUAAAAUGCUAUGUCAGCACAGCAACUGUACUUACAAUCUUGUGCUGGAGAAGCUGGUAGAGAAGAUCAAGAAAUUACAAUUAAUAAAAGGUCAACCACAGUGUCCGGAGCAUGGAGAGACUCUGAAACUGUUCAGUAAGCAAGAAAGAAAACUGAUGUGCUUUCAAUGCAAGGAUAUACGGUUAUCUAUGGGAGAAUCCAGGGAGUUCCUGCAAAUCAGUGAUGCUUUCCAUAUCUUGUCGGAGGAACUUACCAUCUAUCAAGGUCAACUGGAGGCAAGCCUGAAAGAACUUCAGUCUUUGAAAAACAUGCAGCAGGAUGCUAUUGCUGAGUCCAAGGAAAACAAGGUACAACUGCAGCAACACAUUUCCCUGGAGUUUCUAAAGCUCCAUCAGUUCCUGCACAGCAAAGAAAAGGAUAUUCAAAAUGACCUCAUGGAAGAGUGGAAAGUCUUGAGCGAGGAGAUGGAGCACAACCUGAAGCAGCUUCAGGAACAAUGUUUCCUGGCCAAAGACAUGUUGGUGAGCAUUCAGAAAAGGAUGGAAGAAAAGAACCACUAUGACUUCCUCAGCGACAUCAAACAGCUUUUUGAUAGCUUGGAGCAAACAACGACGGCACUGGAACCCAGACAGCUUAUCUCCAGAAGUCUGAACCCAGGCCAGUUCAAAGGUCCCAUCCAGUACAGUACAUGGAGGGAAAUGCAGUCUAUUCUCUCUCCAGGUCUGUCUCCAUUAACUCUGGACCCUAAAACAGCUCACCCAAAUCUGCUCCUAUCCAAAAACUACACCAGUGUAUGGCACAGUGACAUUAAGCAAGCACUGACUGACAAUCCAGAGAGGUUUGACUCAAGUGUGGCUGUCCUGGCUUCCCAAGGCUUCACCUCUGGAAAGUGGUACUGGGAAGCAGAAGUAGCAAAGAAGACCAAGUGGACAGUAGGUGUCGCCAAAGAAUCCAUCGUUCGUAAGGGCAGCUGUCCUCUAACUCCUGAGCAAGGAUUCUGGCUCUUAAGAUUAAGGAACCGAACUGAUCUAAAGGCACUGGAUUUGCCUGCUUGCAUUCUAAAGCUGACUAAGAAGCUCGACAAGGUGGGCAUAUAUCUAGAUUAUGAGGAAGGGCAAGUGUCCUUCUACAAUGCUAAGAACAUGGCCCACAUUUAUACCUUCAGUAGCAUUUUCGUGGAGAAACUGUACCCUUACUUCUGCCCCUGCCUUAAUGACGGUGGAGAGAAUAAAGAACCAUUGUAUAUUGUACAUCCACAGUAAUUAGUCAUACUACUGUAUAAAUUCAGAGGCUAUUAAAUAAGUAUUGAAAUAUC
Dipodomys spectabilis (banner-tailed kangaroo rat) is the source of this 1626-nucleotide messenger RNA. It is a transcript of the gene Trim69, whose product is annotated as tripartite motif containing 69. The transcript has 7 exons. The record is from RefSeq and is a predicted model, not a curated record. Gene Ontology annotation, molecular function: protein binding. The coding region runs from base 89 to 1573 and encodes 494 amino acids. NCBI's taxonomy places the organism in Eukaryota, Metazoa, Chordata, Mammalia, Rodentia, Heteromyidae.